Sungouiella intermedia is the source of this 651-nucleotide messenger RNA. Lineage: Eukaryota; Fungi; Ascomycota; Pichiomycetes; Serinales; Metschnikowiaceae. The record is from the annotation of a GenBank genome assembly.
AUGUCCGAAACGGAUGUCACAUGCGACUCCAGUCAUGAGAGGGGCCUACAAAAAGACCUAUCUUUGGACCAGCUUUUCGCUGAACUCUCUAAAGAAACCAGGAAGACCUCGGAAGAAAAUCUCGAUGAGUUCUCCAAGAUUCAGAAAGAACUAGAUAAUUUGCCCAAAAUCGAGAGUAACCUAGAAGCUAACAUGGCUGACGCUGAAAAGGAGUCGAAGAAACGUCUGGAUGUUGUGAAUAUCAACGACCCAAUCACUCAUGUCACGAAGGCUGAGAAAAAAGCUAAGGAAGAGGAAGACUCCGGAUCCAAAUGGUUUAACAUGAAAAAGCGAGAAAUGACGCCCGAGUUGAAGAGAGAUUUGUUGAUUUUGAAGAACAGAAGCGCCUUGGAUCCCAAGAGACACUACAAGAAGGAGAAGUGGGAGGUACCCAAGUACUUUCAGACCGGAACCAUCAUCGAGGGAAAUACCGAGUUUUAUUCCGCCAGAUUGUCUAGAAAGAACAGAGGAAUGACCCUUGCAGAGGAGAUCUUGCAUGAUGAUGACACUUCUAAGUACUUCCGUAGAAAGUACUACGAGAUCCAGAAGGAGCGUACCAGCGGAGGCAAGAAACACUACAAGAAGAUCAAAGAAAAGAGACGUGGGUUUUAA